AUGCAGAAGAUGAGCUUCUUUCCAGAUUUGGUAUAUUAUACCGCAAUUGAAUUUUACGAAGAAAAAGUGAAAAAUGAAAAUGAUCCAUUGACUUUAGCUCAAUCUUAUGUUAAUAUUGGACAUUGGCAUUUACUUUUGAAUGAUUACAGCAAAGCUCUUUCAGCUUAUCAAGCUGCUUAUGCAAUACGUACAAAACUAAAUCAAACUCCUGAAUUAUUAUUUGGUCUCGGAAUUGUUUAUACAUAUUUUGGAUCAAAUAAUCAGUAA
Didymodactylos carnosus is the source of this 267-nucleotide messenger RNA. The record is from the annotation of a GenBank genome assembly. NCBI's taxonomy places the organism in Eukaryota, Metazoa, Rotifera, Eurotatoria, Philodinida, Philodinidae.